Messenger RNA from Entrophospora candida, 926 nucleotides. The record is from the annotation of a GenBank genome assembly. Lineage: Eukaryota; Fungi; Glomeromycota; Glomeromycetes; Entrophosporales; Entrophosporaceae.
UGAACAAUCAACGUCUUGUAUAAAAUCGAUUAUGGAAGGUGAUGCUUCACCAUCGUGGCCUAUUAUUCUAUGUGUAUCAAACAUAAUUGAUGAUAAAUCAUUAUCAACACCAUCACUUGAAUUAACCGAUGGAAUAUAUAAAAUUUAUGCAUAUAUUGAUCCACCACUACAAAGGGCCAUAGAUAAGUCUAAAAUAAUAAUAGGUUGCAAACUUGAGAUAUGUGGUGCAAGGAUUUAUAGAAAAUCUGUUGAAAAAACAUCCAUAUUAGAUGCAAAUUCUAUUUAUUUAAGAAUAUCUGGAAAUUCUACUAAACUGACUGAUUUUAAUUCUAAACUUGGAUUUGGAAAACUUAAAUCAUUUACUUUAUUAAAUAGUCUUACACCAGAUGGUGGAUAUAUCGGUGGAAUUGAUGUUAUAGUAAUCCAAAAAUACCCAUUAUAUCGUGAAACAACUAAGGAUGGACUGUAUAUCAUACGUAAUGAAGAAGAUGAAAAAUUAGUUCAGAGAAAAUUUACUGAACAGUUACAAAACAAAGUAUUACCAAUUCUUGAAAAGUGUAUUCCAGAAAACUUAAACGAAACAGAUAAAUGGAUUAAUGAGCAAUUAAAAUUAAUAGAUUUUAAAUCUGUACGUUCUGUUGUUCCAUUCUUCAAAGUACGUGUGUGUGAUUAUAAUAUUCAAUCUAAAAUUCAAUCUAGGGAAGCAUUAAUAACUGUAUGGCGUCCUAAUAGUUCUUUAUAUGAUUCUAUUGUUGAAGGACAAAGAAAUCAAAUAUGUUCAUUAAUAGCAGUCAAUAAUCAAUCAUAUAAUCCAAAUUUAUUAACAGAAAUUCCUUUAAUUCAUUUAUCAUCAAUGGGUAAUACAACAGUAUGGAAAGAACAAAAAGCUGAUUUAAAUAAUAUUAGAAAUUCUUUAUAUAAUCCAU